Messenger RNA from Pocillopora damicornis (cauliflower coral), 3137 nucleotides. RefSeq lists its product as uncharacterized. Gene Ontology annotation, biological process: signal transduction. Gene Ontology annotation, molecular function: GTPase activator activity; protein binding. Gene Ontology annotation, cellular component: cytoskeleton; cytoplasm. NCBI's taxonomy places the organism in Eukaryota, Metazoa, Cnidaria, Anthozoa, Scleractinia, Pocilloporidae. The record is from RefSeq and is a predicted model, not a curated record.
CGAAAACCGCCAGUAGUCAUGUAAGCGAUGGAGGAUGGCCAAGCGAUUUGGCGGAUUGACGUCCAGCUUAUGGCACAACCGCUAAUUUUUACGUAGGAUCUUCACUACCAUCGAAAUCUUCAAUGGCUGAGAAGUCAGACUGGGUCGAAAUUAUUGAGCCCCGCACAGGGGACCCAAUGUAUGCCAACCUCAAAAGUGGCCAGUGUUUAUGGGAACCUCCUGAUGGAGAACGAGUAAAGAAAGCAAAUGACAGCCAAUGGUGGGAGUUGUACGACCAGAAAACACGACGCUACUACUAUUACUGUGCUGGAACACAGACUACAGUUUGGCAUAAACCCAAAGAUUCUGAGAUAAUUCCACUUGCCAGGCUACAGACUCUGAAAGCAAGGGAAAAACGUAGGGCAGCUAAAGCUAAAGAAUUGGAAAGAAAGGAAGGAUCAACAAGGCGUGAAGGCUCAGAGAGAAGAAGGAGAGAUGGAAGUCUCAGGAAAGAGGGUAGCAGUAGCCAUGGUGAUGGUUCCUCAUCAAGGAGGGAAAGUAGUAGAAGAAAGGAUGGGGUGCCAAGGGAGGGAUCUUCCUCACGUCGGCAUGGAAGCAGUAGGGAGAAGAGAGAAAGAACAAGCUCAAGAGAGCAUAAGAAGAAUGAUGCAGAGGCUAGUGCAAAGGAUGAGGUUUUGGAUGACAAACAGUCAAAUACUGGAGAUGAAACCAUCCUGAAAGCCACCCCUGUUGCAAAUGGAACAGAUCAGGAGCCUGAUGAAGAUGAACCAACUGAACAAGCUGCUGAUGAAAGCUGCAAAGAGGCCAGUGAAGAAGAUUCAGGCGUUGCUGAAAAUGACUUGGAUAAACGGAAAUCACCCGAGCUUCCUCUACCAGAACUGGACAUGCCUGCUCCCAAUGUACCUUGUGGUGAUAGUGGAGAAAGUGGAAAGGGGACUAUUACAGAUGAUGAAGGGCAAUUAACUCCAUCAGGAACUUUGUCACGGCAUACACAUUUAGAUGACUCCUGUGAUGACCACCUGAGUCCCUCUGGAACUAUUGAGCGAGCACGGCAACUGGUGGAAAAUGCAUCCAGAAGCAUUCUAGCCAAUAGCGCUGCACAGAAGUUAGACAGAGACAAUGAUUCUGUAUUUGUUGAUAGCAGAAAGCCCAUUGUCUCUAAUAAAGGACACCAGGACAUUUUAGAUAAUUCUCUGAGCAUUAAACUCAGGGCAGGUGGAAUGCCAGCUACCACAGCGCGCCUUGUAGAGGCCUGUGCACCACCUACACUUAACGAGAGUCAGGUAAGUAUCCGUUCCCUCAGGCAUCAGAGGCAAGUGAGCGACAGUGUGCUGAAAGAUCUGAGAGAUGAUGACGACGAUGAUGAUGAUGAUGACGAGAUGGAAACAAAGUCAGUGGGGGCACCGAGUACUUUGCCGCGCCUUAGUCGACCAUCUUCGAUUGCCUCACCAGUCACCGGCUCGUCGAAACACAAUACCUUGGAACGUUCACAUUCCAUCCCCGGUUCGAAGCCUCCACUCAUACGAGCUCUUGGCGCAUAUGAAGAGUACUUAAGUCAACAUAAGAAAGGUGUCUUCAGACGGAAGAGAAUAUCGUUAGCCAGCAUGAUGUCUUGGUCAAAGGUGCCAAUCAAAAAACCAUUGAUCCUUAUACAAGAUAGGCAGUUAAAAAAGGACGCAAUUGAUACCUUUAAACUGAUUCUUGGCUAUAUGGGCGAUCGAUCCAUCAAAGGGAAAACUCCAGAGAGGCUGGCUCUAGAACUCACCACAAAGGAUUGGAACACUCCUGUAUUACGGGAUGAAAUUUACCUUCAACUUUGUAAACAGACCACUGACAACUUUAGGCUGGAGAGUUUGCGCAGUGGCUGGGAGCUGAUGGCAAUUUGUCUCGCUCUUUUUCCUCCUUCAACUAAGUUUUACUCCUACUUAGAUGGGUAUCUCAAUAAAAACUUGGAGGACAUCGAACGGAAAGAGGUCAGUCCUCGUAAAAAGAAAAAUAAUCGGUACGCUUCAGAGCUCAGUCACCAAAGUGAAAGCCCUUUUGUUUCUUCGUCAUCAUCUUCUUCCUCCGUGUUCCACCCAUCCAUGUUUGGUGCCACCCUUGAGGACAUCAUGGAGGCGCAGGCCGAGCAUUUCCCUUCACUUAAACUGCCAUGGAUUUUACCAACCUUGGCUGAGUCGGUGCUAGAGCACCAAGGUGCUUCAACGGAAGGUAUUUUCAGGGUUCCUGGAGACAUCGACGAAGUAAACUCCCAGAAAAUCAGGCUUGACAAAUGGGAGGCUCCCACUGGAAUUACAGAUCCCCAUGUACCUGCGUCACUUCUGAAACUUUGGUUCAGGGAGCUUCACGAACCUCUUAUACCGGAACUGUUUUAUGAAAGGUGCGUUAACAACUGUGAUGACGCUACAGUGGCUGUGGCACUUGCGAUGUCUCUUCCUGAAGUCAACAGACUCGUCCUCUCGUAUCUCAUUAGAUUUUUACAGAUUUUCUCACUCCCUCAUAUGUGCGUUAUAACAAAGAUGGACGUAAAUAACUUGGCCAUGGUUUGGGCGCCAAACUGCCUUCGUUGUCCCUCUGACGAUCCCAAGGAAAUUUUUGAAAAUACGCGAAAAGAGAUGACUUUUAUGAGAACUCUUAUUCGGCAUCUUGACGCAACUUUCAUGGAAGGAGUGCGUUAACACACAAAAACAACAGUUCGUAGUGCCAGUCCUUGACUGUGGGACACCGAGACCAAGAUCACACGUGACAACGAAAAGUCUGACAACUGAAUGAGCCUGCGGCUUUAUUUCGCAACGUUGCUAUGCAACGCAAGGUAUUGGAAUCCGACCUCGCGUCAGGGUGUUCAAUAGCGUCCGUCAAGAAGAAACGGAACUCCUCGAAUGCCCUUACUGAGCUUUACCAGAACUCAUGGCUCGAUUGUUCGACUUGUCAAACUGGUGCUCAGCAUUGAUACGAUUCGUCUGGCUGGGAAGUUUGCGCAUGAAAAUUUUGUUGACUCAAUUGAACUCAAAUUCAAAGGCAGAAAAGGUCAAAAUUUACCUAGGUCCGUUAGCUAAAAAAACACAACAGAAAACAAUAAAACAAAAAUGAAAAGAAAAUAAGAAGGAUCUACAGAACUGCAAACUAAAGAACACACA